Molecule: messenger RNA, 1142 nt
Organism: Symsagittifera roscoffensis
Lineage: Eukaryota; Metazoa; Xenacoelomorpha; Acoela; Convolutidae
Product: gem-associated protein 2-like
Exons: 2
Coding region: 24-1088 (354 amino acids)
Biological process (GO): spliceosomal snRNP assembly
Cellular component (GO): SMN complex; nucleus
Source: RefSeq, a predicted model, not a curated record
AAUUUCACAUUUUUGUUUAAGAUAUGACUGAAGAGUUCUUCGAAGAUGAAUGUUUCCAAUCAGUAGCCUUAGCGCCCAUAGAUGGUGAUGAUGAUGAAACAAAUGUUGACACUGGUCUUACAUCAGCUUCUAGCUAUUUGAGAAGUGUCAUGAAUGAAGCCAAAAAUCUACCUGAAGUAGCUAUUGCAGUUCCCACAGCUUUUAAGCCCAGUAAUGGCUUCAAAAAACAGUUGGGUCCUACUAUGCGAGUCUUUGCACAAGCAAUGAAAUAUCCUGAUGCUACUCUGAAUGAUGAAUCCAUAAAUUUUUCUCAGACUACUGCUGCAAAUGUACCAUCAGAAGACUGGCAGGUUGAACAAUUAGAACAAUUCAUAAUGCUUCAUCAUUAUAUUGAGGUUACAAAAGCUAACAUUAAAGAGAAUAAUGAACGUGGGCCUAAUAUUCCGAGUGCUAAUAACGAGUUCAUCUGGUGCUGCGAGCUUUACGGCAAAGAAUUUGCGUGCUCUGUGAUUGACAUUGAUGCAAUUCCAAGGACAUUCCGAAAACGACCGUGGUAUACGAAACUUAAAGAGGACUGCGCAGCCAAGAAAAGCCAAAAUGCUACACCGCUCGACAAUUUAAGUAUUCAUUCAACUGAAAAUGAAUUGAGUGAUGGCGCGGAAAGUGACUGCGGAACUGAAAUUUUGAAUGAAAGAAACGAACAGGUUUUGGAGAGUGACCAACCAAUCAGAGAACCAGUUAUGUCUUUCAUGAGUUUCCUCCCGCAAAAAGCUGUGGAAUGUCUGCUUGCUUGGCACCUGGAAUGGUUCGACAAUAUACCUAAUGAGAAAUCCGAUUGCGACAAAAAGCAUAUGUUGAACAGUUCCAAUUGUCUAUGGAUUUAUUCUCUCCUGGCAGUGUUAGAAAAACCAGUUAAUCCAGACACAGUUUUUACUUUGCGUCAGCUCUGUAGAUUAUGCAGGCAACUUAGAACUGUGCUGAAUUCUGAGGUUGAAGAUAUGGAUAUCACAAAAAACUUAGCAGCUAUUAAUUUGAUCAUUUUAAUAAUAACGAAAUAUUUUGAUCAACAUGAUCUUGCAGACACGUAACUGAAUAGUUUUUUUUUGUAUUGUUAAUGACAAGAGUGAGAUUUUGAUAAUUUG